Messenger RNA from Dujonia railenensis, 1086 nucleotides. NCBI's taxonomy places the organism in Eukaryota, Fungi, Ascomycota, Pichiomycetes, Serinales, Debaryomycetaceae. The record is from the annotation of a GenBank genome assembly.
AUGGUCGAGUUGAGCGACAUUAUUAAUGGCCAGAUUGACAUCUAUUCAUUUUUAUCGCUCGAACAGGGAUCAUCGGAGCUAGAAAUCAAGAGACUGUACAGAAAGAAGGCUCUUGAGUACCACCCCGAUAAGAACCCAAGCGAAGAUGCAAAGGCAAAGUUUCAUUUAUUAUCGCAGAUUUAUGAAAUACUCACCAAUGAUCGCUUGAGAGGCGAGUACGAUCGCAUACGACAGCUCAAAUUGGAUAAAGAAGCAAACUAUCAGAAACUUAAUGCAGAAACUAGGCGCUUCAGAGAAGAGCUAGAGAGAGCGGAACAAGAACACAGAUUUAAUACCACCGGAGUCUUUGAGUCGAGCUCCAGCGACUUUGCAAGGCGAAAUGAGAUUGAGAGAAAAGCUGAGCUAUUGAAAGAAGAAGGAUUAAAGAUGAGGAGGAUGAAGGAGCAGCAAAAGAUGACGGCACACAGCCAAACCAAGAACCAGGGAAGAGAUCUGACUGUUGAUCCAUACAAGUCCUACAAAGACUUGGAGAGUCCUCCGAUUCAGGUCAAGUUGUCAGAUGCAGAUGGUGUUGGAAAGGUUGAAUCCUCCAGGGGUGAAUAUUCCUCCUCUUCGCCCACCCGUGUGAUCGUCAAGUGGAAAUUCAAACCGGAACUAAAGGGCCUCAUCAGCGCAGAUGUACUUGCCCAGAUCAUGUCUAUAUUUGGACUGGUGCUUUCCGUAUCGAUUAUUGCUUCAACAAAGAAGAACCCCAGGUACGACUCGGCUGCGGUUGACUUUGAAAAGUUCGAGGAUGCCUUGAAAGCUACGAGGCACAACUACAAAGAGAGUGCUAGGCUCUGGGAUGGUACCAGCGUGAGGAAAUUGUCGAGCUUACUUCGAGAGUGUGUGUUUGAGGAAACAAAAGGCAAUGCUGACCCGUCAACGACUUUUAUUCCUGAGCAGGAGAUGUCGUACUUGGCAGAUCGACUCGAGAAAUCGAAGCACGCAUACUUGAAAAGAGAAUUGAAGGAGAUAGAGAGUGGGAAGGGUCUGGAGGAUGAACCGUUGAGGCGGGUAUUGAAAAGGCUAUCGGAAUCAAACUAA